CUGGGUUCGAAUGGCCACUGAAAGUGAAUCUGUUGGUGGUGCUUCGGCCACCACUGAAGAAGGCGAAAGCAGUAGUGGCAGAGGACAGAUCGGUAAUGGCGGAAGCUAUUAUAAGCACUCUAUUAACGGAACCGUCUUCGUGCUCCCGAGCAAGUAUUCUGCUCCUCUUCGACACCUCGGAAGAGGCGCUUAUGGCUUUGUCUGUUCUGCAGUUAAUUCAGAGACCAAAGAGAAAGUUGCAAUUAAGAAGAUAAGCAACGCAUUCAACAACAGGAUAGAUGCCAAGAAGACCUUGAGAGAGAUCAAGCUUCUUGUUCAUAUGGACCAUGAAAACGUCAUCGCCAUCAAAGACGUUGUCCGACCACGUCACAAAGAGGCGUUCGAGGAUGUCUACAUAGUUUACGAGCGGAUGGAUGUCGAUCUAAGUAGGAUUAUUCACUCCAAACACCCUCUGACCGAAAACCAUUUUCAGUACUUAUUGUAUCAGAUUUUACGGGGACUGAAGUACAUCCAUUCGGGAGACAUCUUGCACCUUGACCUUAAACCGAGCAAUCUGCUCGUGAACUCGGACUGCCUCCUGAAAAUUGCAGACUUUGGAUUGGCGAGGACAGUGUCCGAGACAGAGUUCAUGUCGGAGUUUGUUGUGACGCAAUGGUACCGAGCACCGGAGCUGAUGCUUAGCUUUUCCGAUUUCACAACGGCGAUCGAUGUCUGGUCCGUGGGUUGCAUAUUUGCUGAAAUGGUGACAAGGGCUCCUCUGUUCCCCGCGAAAGAUUACUCCGAUCAGCUUCCUAUUAUCUUCGAGUUGAUAGGAUCGCCAGAUGAAGAGAGCACUGGUUUCCUAAGAUGCGAGAGAGCCAGGAGACAUGCUCUAGGCCUAAACCGGCGGCCGAGACAGAACUUUUCGGAUAAAUUUCCAAAUAUGAAACCUGAAGCGGUCGAUCUUCUGGAGAAAAUGCUCGUGUUUGAUCCGAGAAAACGCAUCACUGUUCAAGAAGCACUUUGCCAUCCGUACAUCUCCCACCUCCAUGACGACACGGACGAACCUGUCUGCUCUCAGCCUCUGACUUUCGGUUUCGAAAACCAGUUUUUGUCUGAAGAAGAACUCAAGGAGCUUGUUUGGAGAGAAUCUGUGAGGUUCAACCCUGACCCCGCAUCAUGA
Tarenaya hassleriana is the source of this 1162-nucleotide messenger RNA. Its product is annotated as mitogen-activated protein kinase homolog MMK2-like. Gene Ontology annotation, biological process: intracellular signal transduction; protein phosphorylation. The record is from RefSeq and is a predicted model, not a curated record. The transcript has 6 exons. Gene Ontology annotation, cellular component: nucleus; cytoplasm. Gene Ontology annotation, molecular function: ATP binding; protein serine/threonine kinase activity. NCBI's taxonomy places the organism in Eukaryota, Viridiplantae, Streptophyta, Magnoliopsida, Brassicales, Cleomaceae. The coding region runs from base 11 to 1162 and encodes 383 amino acids.